This is a messenger RNA of Pterocles gutturalis (yellow-throated sandgrouse), 2116 nucleotides long. RefSeq names its product zinc finger and BTB domain containing 2 (gene ZBTB2). Gene Ontology annotation, cellular component: nucleus. Gene Ontology annotation, molecular function: RNA polymerase II cis-regulatory region sequence-specific DNA binding; protein binding; DNA-binding transcription factor activity, RNA polymerase II-specific. The record is from RefSeq and is a predicted model, not a curated record. Lineage: Eukaryota; Metazoa; Chordata; Aves; Pterocliformes; Pteroclidae. The coding region runs from base 58 to 1608 and encodes 516 amino acids. Gene Ontology annotation, biological process: regulation of transcription by RNA polymerase II. The transcript has 2 exons.
UGAAAAUAUCUGUUAGGAGACAUCUACUGGUGCAUCUACUGUUGAGUUUUAAUUUACAUGGAAGUCAUUUGUUUUUCAGAGUGUGAAAAAAUGGAUUUGGCCAACCAUGGACUUAUUCUGCUGCAACAACUAAACGCUCAGAGAGAGUUUGGUUUCCUGUGUGACUGCACAGUUGCCAUUGGUGAUGUCUACUUCAAGGCACACAAAUCGGUCCUUGCUUCUUUCUCCAACUACUUCAAGAUGUUGUUUGUUCAUCAAACCAGUGAAUGUGUCCGUUUGAAAGCGACUGACAUACAGCCAGAUAUCUUCAGUUAUCUCUUGCAUUUGAUGUACACUGGGAAGAUGGCACCACAACUCAUUGACCCAGUUCGACUAGAACAGGGAAUAAAGUUUCUGCACGCAUAUCCACUAAUUCAAGAGGCCAGCCUUGCAAGUCAGGGAACUUUUUCUCACCCGGAUCAAGUUUUUCCAUUAGCAUCUUCAUUAUAUGGCAUUCAGAUUGCAGAUCACCAGGUAAGACAUCCCACUAAGGUUACAUCAGCGACUGACAAACUCGGGCGAGAACCAAGGCCACAGACAUCACGGAUGAACCAAGAGCAGGUUUCUGAAGGCUCGCAGUUAGCUACAAAUCUACCACAAGUGACCCGGACAAAUAUGUCUGCUUCUGACCCAUUGCCAUCUCCGGAACUGGUAUCUGCUGCCGGUAAUAAUUCACCUGCAGGAGAAGAGGUCAACAUGGAAGCAUCUUCUUCAGAUGAACAGCCUUCCUCACUCACGAUAGCACACGUCAAGCCAAGCAUUAUGAAAAGGAAUGGAAGCUUCCCAAAAUACUAUGCCUGCCACCUCUGCGGUCGCCGGUUCAAUUUGCGAAGUAGUUUGCGUGAGCACCUGCAGAUCCACACGGGAGUUCCCUUCACAUCUAGCCAGCAGGGAGAAAGUAAUAUUUCUUUGUCUCUCUGUAACAACACAGCUGAUAAAGAUGCUGUGGAAGUGCAUGAAGCCGGGAUGAUUAGUGACAGCGAGCUGCAGCAGAUCUCAGACUCCCCAAUAAUUGAUGGGCAGCAGCAGUCAGAGACACCGCCACCCUCCGAUAUUGCAGACAUAGACAACUUGGAGCAGGCAGAUCAAGAGAGGGAAGUAAAAAGGCGGAAAUAUGAAUGUUCCAUCUGUGGUCGGAAAUUUAUUCAGAAAAGCCACUGGAGGGAGCACAUGUACAUACACACUGGCAAGCCCUUCAAGUGCAGCACUUGUGACAAAAGCUUUUGUAGGGCUAACCAGGCUGCCAGACACGUGUGCCUAAACCAGAGCAUGGACACGUACACGAUGGUGGACAAACAGACUCUGGAACUCUGUACUUUUGAGGAAGGCAGUCAAAUGGACAACAUGCUAGUACAGACCAACAAGCCCUACAAAUGUAACUUGUGUGACAAAACGUUUUCAACUCCCAAUGAAGUAGUCAAACAUUCGUGCCAAAAUCAAAACUCUGUCUUUACGCUAGAAGAAGACCGCUCCAUUUUGCUAGGUGGUGGGGACACAGAAGCCACAGAGACUGAUAACGCAGUGUUAGCCUCCAUCAAAAAGGAACAGGAAGCGGUAUUGUUAGACUGAAUGUGAAACCUAUAUCAAUUUUUUAAAGUUUCUUUACUGUUUUUUUAUUAAAUCAAUUUUUUCCUCCCCCCACCUCUUGCCUCACUUACCCCUGACAUCUUUUCCACCAGCCUCCUUCCCAACUUUGUCUUCAGCAACCAGAACUGUACUAGCACGCUAGGAAAUUGGACUUUGCCUCUCCCACCAAAACAAACAAAAAGGUCUUGCAUCAAACCACAACAUAAUUGAUUUUAAUACAAAGGAAUGUGUGAAAAAAUAAUCCAGCUAACUAUGUUGAUAGUAUUAGUUAAUCCAAAUUUAAUAGAUUUUAAACAAAAUUUAGAUUGCUUAAAAGUGUAUUUAGAUACAAUGAUGAGUGUGAUGAGAAGCAGAGUAUCAGUUUCGUAAACAAAUAAUAUAUAUAUAUAUAUUACUUUCCCUGGUAAAAGGCAUUUUGAUAAAAUCUGGCAAAUUCAAUGUCCACAUGCAAGUUGAUUAAGGUUAUAACUUAAAACCCUCAUAACUUUUC